Xiphophorus couchianus (Monterrey platyfish) is the source of this 3314-nucleotide messenger RNA. RefSeq names its product sorting nexin-18-like. Lineage: Eukaryota; Metazoa; Chordata; Actinopteri; Cyprinodontiformes; Poeciliidae. Gene Ontology annotation, molecular function: protein binding; phosphatidylinositol binding. Bases 517 to 2166 code for a protein of 549 amino acids. The record is from RefSeq and is a predicted model, not a curated record. Gene Ontology annotation, cellular component: plasma membrane; cytoplasmic vesicle. Gene Ontology annotation, biological process: cleavage furrow formation; protein transport; endocytosis. The transcript is spliced from 4 exons.
CUGUUUUUUCCAUGACCGAACUGAAGGCGACUUGACUGAAUUUGCAGCUGGCUCCACCCUCCGUUACUCAGUCAACUACGUGUUGAGCUUGGAGCCUUUAACCAGCCAGCAUCCCAGAGGAACUUUGUCCUGGUUUUUUUUUUAUCUGGAGGAAACAAGCCGCUUUCUCAGCCGACGCAGGUUUGUCAACUUUCGACCUCAAUCGAUCGUUUUCCGCUCGCAGAAGAUACACGUUUUUAUCUUUAAUGAGGUCUGAUGUCUGCGUGGAAACAGAUGAUAUUUGAACCCACCAAAAGCGGCGGAGAGAGAGGAGGUGGGUGUUGGAUACAAGGCUGUUUGUCUUCCGUUCUUCUUGUUUUGUGCAGUGUUGUUUUGUUUGGAUUGUAGUUAAUAAAGUCGCAAACUGAAGAAUCUCAUGAAUAUUUUAAGGACGAUCUUUUAACUUUGACCAGAGAGUUCUUAAGGAAACUGUAUACGAGCUUAGAUCUGAAGGUAGCAUUUAGUAAAUGUGAAACAAUGGCGUUGAAAGCCAAAGUGUUGUAUGAUUUUCACGCUGAAAACCCAGGAGAGAUUUCCAUAGCAGAGAAUGAGUUGGUGACUCUGUUCAGUGAGGAGGAGUUGGAGGGCUGGCUGGAGGGGGAGAACAGCAAAGGGGAGGUUGGCCUCUUUCCUGCCUCUUACGUUGACAUCAUCAGGGACCAAAUCACCUCCAGUGCAAGCAACAACGGCUAUUCCUCUCCCAAAACCAUAACCCAGUCCCCCAGCCACACCUCGUACACGUCGCCAGAUUCCCACUCCCAGAGGAAGUUUAAGGUCGGCAGCGGUGGAGGGAGCAGCUUCAACACCAGCCAGGGCAGCGACGAUGACUGGGACGACGACUGGGACGACAGCUCUUCUGCUCAGGCAGGCACCACCCCUCCCUUGUACCCGGUCACCACCUCGCUGCCAGGUCGGGGGACCGGCCAGCAGCAGCAACAGCAGGCCAAGAGCUCGGCUACAGUUGGGAGGAACCUCAACAGGUUCUCCACCUUCGUCAAGUCUGGCGGAGAGGCCUUCCUGCUUGGGGAGGCCUCUGCUUUUGUCAAAGACGGGGACAGGAUCUGUGUGGUGAUGGGGAAGUAUGGACCAGAGUGGCAGGAGGACCCUUACCCAUUCACAUGCACCAUUGACGACCCCACGAAGCAGACCAAGUUCAAAGGCAUGAAGAGCUAUAUGUCUUAUGGCCUCACCCCAACGCACACUAAUGUUCAAGUUAACCGCAGGUAUAAACAUUUUGACUGGCUUUAUGCUCGGCUCGUUGAGCGCUUCCCUGUAAUCUCGGUACCCCACCUGCCAGAGAAGCAGGCUACGGGCCGCUUUGAGGAGGACUUUAUCUCUAAGAGGAGGAAGGGUCUCAUCUGGUGGAUGAACCACAUGACAAGUCACCCCGUCCUGGCCCACUGUGACGUCUUCCAGCACUUCCUGACCUGCGGGGCUGACGAGAAAGCCUGGAAGAUGGGCAAGAGAAAGGCAGAGAGGGACGACUUGGUCGGCGCAAACUUCUUCCUAACAAUCAGCACUCCAGUCGUCCCCCUGGACCUUCAGGAAGUCGAGAGCAAGAUCGAGGGCUUUAAGAGCUUCACCAAGAAGAUGGACGAGAACAUUGUUGUGGUGAACACGUCCAUCAACGAGUUUGCCCGCAAGCAGAUAACGGGCUUCAAAAAGGAGUACCAGAAGGUUGGGCAGUCCUUCAAGCAUCUGGCGCAGGCGUUUGAGCUGGAUCAGCAGGUCUACUCGACAGGCCUGAACAAAGCCAUCUGCUACACCGGAGAGGCCUACGAGGCCAUAGGGGAGUAUUUUGCAGAGCAGCCACGGCAGGACCUGGAACCCAUUUCUGAUCUGCUGGACCUCUACAGAGGACAUCUAUCCAAUUUCCCCGACAUCAUCCACGUGCAGAAAGGUGCGCUGACCAAGGUGAAAGAUUGUCCAAAGAAGGAGGGCGAGCUCCACGAUCGCUGCAACAUCAUUUCCUGUGCCACACUAGCAGAAAUCCAGCACUUCCACCGCACGCGUGUGCGGGACUUCCGGAUGCAGAUGCAGCAUCACCUGCGCCAGCAGAUCAGCUUCUUCCAGAAGAUCACUGCCAAGUUAGAGGAUGCCUUGCACAAAUACGACAUUGACCAAUAGGACAGGGCCAAAUAAGGAAAGCGGUUGGGAGUGCUAGCCUGACGGAGAUCUAAGGAAACUUUAGUACAAAAUCAAAGGAUUGAUGAUCGACAUCUUAGCAUUUAAAAGAAAAAGGAAAAAAAAAAACUUGAAGAUGUGAUGGAUCUUCCAUCUGGCAUUCUGGAAGGUGUACAUCUGCAAAAAUAGCCACAGGACAACUUGUGGGAUUAUCUGGAGAGCUCUGAUGAGUGUACCAGUUCCAGGGAUUUUGUGAACACUCCAUGCAACAUUUAAAGCAGCUCUCGGUGUGCUGCUGUUUGAAUCAUGAUUUCUGGGUCAUCUCACUGUCUCCUGUUUCUUCCUGAAGGGAUGUGGGUCUAAACCAACAUAAAACACGGACAAAAGACUUCCCAAACAGCCUAUAUCGAAAUCUAAGUUAACAUUUGUAAUCAUUAUCCCAUGUGUAGGUUUUACUUGAAUAACCCGCUCAGUAUUGUUGGAAUGUGCAGUUUGGAGAAAUUCAAACAUUUUAUAAAAAUAAAAUAAAAUAUUAUCCCUUGGACAAUUCAGAUAUUGCAACAGUUUCAAAGUUUUACAAUCUAUUCUACAUUCCCUUCUUAUUUAAAGUGCUGUGAAAAAGUAUUUGCCCCCUUAUAGAGUUUGUUACAUUUAAAAGUGUCAAAUCAUUGAGCUAACUCUGAAAUCAGACUAAAGGUGCAUGCUGGUGUAGUUGAUAGCACUGUUGCCUUGCAGCAAGAAUGUCCUUUGUUCUAAUAUGCGUCUUUCUGCAUUUGAAAAUGUAAACUCCAGUUUCUGCCUGGAGUUUGAAAGUUAUCCCCUUUCACACUCCUCACCAAAAAGACAGGUUUAGAUCAUGCCUUUGAUGUAGAGUCAAAAUUAGGAUUAUUGUGCAGCCAGUGGUGUUUGCUUCCUUGUGGCAUAAGGUUAUCUAAUCUGAAGCCAGGUUCUGAUCUGAUUAAUAAUGAGCCAGUACUGGUAACUGAGAAAGCGACUAGUCACUUGCUUAUGAUUAUCAUGCUGAGGCUGGUCACCCGCUGAAUCGCCUACUUCCUUUUGCUGUCCAUUAGCAUGGAUAGGCUGCUGUUAGCUUUGGAUAGGCUAGCCAUAGCUAGAGUGUUUGUGCGACUCAUUCAGGAAGUCGCAAAAAA